AUGAGGCCGAAACCAUGGGUAUUCAAGUACGCCAUUCCACGAUCAUAUCGCAAUAUAAUUGCCUAUCUGGUCGAGCUGAUAAUGACCAAUGUUGAAUUCUAUGAGCUCACGGGCCUGCCCUUGAGUAGACUCACGGCUACCGAAGUCUCUCUGGUCGCGCACUUGCUUGGAAUUUGGGACGCCUUUCUCAACCGGGACAAGUAUUUGAGCCCGCUGCGCGACGUCGACCCCACGAUGCAAUUCUUUGAUCCGCUGAUUCAAGACCGUCAUCGUAUCCUUAUUUUCGGCCACGGCGUUUUGAAUUUAACGGAAAGAAUUCAAUGCCCCGCAGGCUAUUGGAGCCGACAACUUGAAGAGAUUUCACGUGGCAAUGAUCCACCGGUUCCUCGAAUCUGGAUUGUAUGCAUCCCACCAGAUGCUCACAGUCAUGCACCUGCUUUAGCAUCGAUGUCAUACAGAGAGGCGCACAAGAUCUUUCAGGCAAAGGUUAUGAUUCAACCCAAGGGCCGUGAUUUGAAAAAAGUACGGCCACCAGGUAUAGACACCGUAGAGGUCUGGCUCAGUGGAAUGGGAGUAUAUCGAAUGGUGCUCGAGCCUUCAUUCGAUGACUGGGGAGAAAAAAUGAUGUGUUCGAUCGGUGGCAUUUGUUUCCCAAUUGACUGGGACGAUAUUUAUGAGAAUGCAAACAGCAGUUCCUUUCUUCCUUACAUCGAGCCGACACAGGAUCCACAUACUGUUAAGCAUUCGGAUGUGUGCAGAACGAUGAAGAGAAAGACGGACACAUUUGCGAAAAACGGGAAAGUGGUACAAUGGAAAAAAAAAACUAUUGUCUGCCCCCGGGCUACCAUUUCAAUGGGAGUGUUCUUCUAG
Penicillium cosmopolitanum is the source of this 870-nucleotide messenger RNA. RefSeq lists its product as uncharacterized. Bases 1 to 870 code for a protein of 289 amino acids. The record is from RefSeq and is a predicted model, not a curated record. NCBI's taxonomy places the organism in Eukaryota, Fungi, Ascomycota, Eurotiomycetes, Eurotiales, Aspergillaceae. The transcript has a single exon.